GUUGAAGGAGGUAGUCGUGACUCGUUCCACCUCCCGUUGUGUUACGUUGAAUGGCCCGCCUCGAUGCGUGUUGUGAAGUGUGUGUAUAAGUCUUUCUGGUCUAUAUGUGAAACUUACCUUGAUCUGGAGCUAGAAAAAAGGAUUUACUAAGGUUGCCGUGACUCUUAAAAUUAAUUGCUUAUAGUUUAACCAAUGGAUUUACAUCUUGCAUGAAUUGACCUCGCCAGUGCUCCGAUGAAGGAUAGGAAACAGAGAGGCCUCUUUGAUGCCACACUUUGCACCGACCUUAGUAAUUCCCCCCCAACUGACACCACACUGACACUUCUGCAUUUGAAGUGAAGAUGUGUAAAACUCAAAUUUUCUUAUAUUUGGAUUCGUUUUGUUUAGUCCUUUUUCAGUAUUUCGCUAUUAUAAUAAUGCGCGAACUUCCGUCAAUAAAAUUUUGAAAGCGUCUUUCUCUUGUGAAGUAAGCGAACAUUAAUUUUGCAAAUGGUAACAGAUACAGUCCCAACCUAAGUAAGACAUUCCAGGCAAAUAGUUAUUGUAAAUCUUAAACCUUGUUGGGCGAGUGUGCGGUGUUAUAUUAUUAUCAGGGCAGUGGUCAUUGCUUAGAAAAUCACGGCAUUCAUUUGGAUGUUUAGUUUCCACCAUUGUGACAUUUGUGUGUAAAGAAAAUGUAAAUUUACGGUCCGAAUCCUGCCUGAAAUUCAUCAGUCGAUUAUAUCCUCAUUGAAUAGCAUGCGUCAUCCCGAUUGUAUGUGGUACUGACGGUAAAAAAAAAAAAACACCGAAAACAUGACAGAAAUGGCGGUGAUCUGAUGUGGUGAUUGUUGUGAGACGCGCGAGAGAUCGUCGUGGGUGCCAGUACCUGUGACUAAUAUUGUAUGGGGUGAAGGAAGUAGCCGCCGUUAAUGUGAUGGUGAUGAAACAGCUGACCAUCGCCAUGAAGGACCCCAUCUAUAUCAAGACCCCCGUCAGGACCAGCCCUCUUCCAGACUCGGUCAAGGGGGACUGGAAUCCGCGCAGUUUGUCGACAUUCUCCACCUUCGGGGGUGGGCAGGGUUCACCCCCUCUCAUGGGUAUCAACGGGCACGCCAAUGGCACCAUCCACGUCAAUGGAGGCACUAACGGACUCACGGGCAACGGGAUGUCCGUCCUGAUGAGUCCCACCAAGGCGAACGGAUCCGUCACCGUCAACGGAUUAAACCCGCCGGACAUUCUGGCCAGCCCAGAUGUCAUCCCCAGUUGCCACAAGCCCGCCCACGCCCUCGGGCCGGAGAUCGUCAGCCAUGUUGCCAAGCCCCUAGGCAUGCCUGUCGUCCCGCCGAGCGUCGGGGACAUCGUCAGGCCGCGCCAUUACCACAGCAAGUCUCUGGUGGGGGACGAACUCCAGCCGCUGCCCGCUCCGUCACACUCCCAUUCCAGGUCCUUGGUGUCCUCCAUGGAUCUCAUCCCGCCCAAGUCUCCGGAUGGGGUCGAGUCAGCCGAAGUCAACCUCUUCUUGAGCCCCACCGACCGGAGAUUUGGUUUUUCGGUCGUCGGUGGAAUCGAUGAAGGUUUUCCGCCGAGGAUUGACGAAGUCGCCAAAGGGUCGCCAGCGGACAAGGCUGACCUGGAAGUGGGAGAUGAGAUCUUGGAGGUCAACGGGAAGAGUCUGGAGGAUGCCACGCACACAGAGGUCAUUUCACACAUACAUCAGUGCAUAAGAUCGAGGACAAUAUGCUUGCGGGUGAAAAGAAGAACCGGCAACAAAUUAGCUGUGGACUUAGCGGCGAGUUCGAACGUCCAAGAUGCGUUCGUCAUCGCCGUGGAGCAGCAGGCCCGAGAGAGGCUGGAGCGGCUCUCGGCCCUCAAGAAGAUCAAGCCGGUGGACAUGACCAAACUCUCAUCGCAGUUGGAACCUCACAAGAGCGUAGUAAGUGUGGGUCAGCAGCCCAGCCCCGGUGGCCGUUCCCCCGGCCAGCCCCUCUCUCGGGAACAGCAGCAACAACAGCAGCCGCAGCAGCAGCAGCAACAGCAAAAGGACGACGUCAACGGCGUCUUAGAGGCAUCUCCCAUCUACGUCACCAGCGUACCCAACUUGACCUCGGAAGCUCCCAGGGCCAGAUCCCGGUCGAGGUCAUCGACGCCGAAUCGUACGUCACCUAGUCCGCGGCGGCAUCACUCUGCCCGGAGCUCUCGGGAGACGCCACCCACGCCUCUGACUCCGAGUCCCCGGCGGGAGGCGCCCACGCUCAAAAGUACAGAGAGCAGCCCUAGCGUUGACAGGAGCUCGAGGCGUUCCAGUAAGCGCAAGAGCUCCACACGCCUCACCAACGGCCACCACGGAGGGAGUGGUAGUGUUGGUGGGGGAGGAGGAGGAGGAGGAGGGGGGGGAGAAGGCAGUGUUGGAGGAGGAGUCGCAAGUGUCGAGGCGGAGGUCGAAGCUAACAAAAGUGGUGACGAACUUGAACUGACGCAUGACUUGAACGACACUUUAGACGAUACGGAAGAGCUCGAUCAGGACGAGGCGCCUGACACACAGUGUGAUCGAACUGACAGCGAGGACAAGCUCGACCUCGAAGGGGCGUGUCUCAGUGAAAGCGGAGACUCCCUUCCCGGCACGCCAGAGAAAAAUUACGGUAUUGUGAGAUCGGACUCGAAAAAGUCCUCCAGGAGCAACAGCCGGCGAGAUAGGGCAUCCCCACGCGAGGUCCUCAUCGAUCACGAUCACCAGGAACACAAGUCCUCGGCGUCAACCAAGACUCCCGUACACGCCGUCAGCAGCUGCGAUAGCCGGGACAGCACAAGUUCUCGCAAGUCCGGGGGCAGCAGCGGCAGUGGGGAGGUGGGUGGAGGCACCCCUCGGCACAAGGGUACAGGGGGCAGCACCCCUAGACAUUCCCGAAGAAACCGAGACCCUUCGCGGGACAACAACUCCACACCGGUUUCUGGAACCGAAAUCAGCAGCUACGACAACAUGAUCAGCAUGGUGGAGUUUGACCCAGGCCAUCGGGAAAUGGCAGUUGAUGUACCCGAGUCUUUUGUGGCUAGAACCAAGACUCCUCCAAGAUAUCCCCCACCUAAACCUCAGGGUCAGCCAAUCACACCAAUUCACAAUAACAACAACAACAACAGUAGUAAGAGUAGCAGAAAGGGUGGAUCCUCUGGAAGUGCUACACCUCAGAAUGGUACCUUACCAAAGGCUGCCUCUCCUCCACGUAUUCCAGACCAACCUCAAACCAGAUCACCUCAGUUACCUGCUCAGCAGGAGGGACUUAUGCAGAUGCCUUCCACGCAAGAAGAGAUGAUCAGAAUGAAGAAGUAUGAGGAGGAACUAAAGCUUCGAAGAGAGCGUGAAGAACAGGAAGCUAUGUUAAGAUCUUCCUUAAGGUCAUCUCAAAAGCUUCAACAGCUGGCAUCGCAUCCACUCCCGACUGGCGUUGUAAAUGAGGGCUUCUCUGGUGAAGAGCAACAGGCUGGAGUUGAAUUAAAGGCUGUGGCAGAUACACCUAGUAAAGUCAUAGGUAUCAAUGAACUUAUACAAUCACUACAAAGAAUACAAACUGUGCUCAAGUCAAAUGGUCACCGAAUUAGUGAAGAUGUGACGCUUGUAGCUCAACUCUUAACUAAUCCAGAGUUCCAGAAGGUGCUUGCAGUACACAAUAAGGUGCAGGAAACAUGGUGUUUGAAUAGACCUCCAACACCAGUUACAGACAAUGCUCAGGAACUCUUAGCUGAGAGUUUGCAAGAGCUUCAAGAAUACUCAGUACCUGAAGCUGCUGAAUUAAUAGACAUACUCAACAAAUACUCGAUGGAAGGUCUCUUGUAUGCCCAUGACCGAAUUGCAGAACGAGAGCCCUUACCCGUCGGGAAUGUACCAGAGGAGGAGACAGUAGACAGAACGUCACAUUAUCCAGAAGACAGUGUGAAGAUUGUUCGAAUAGAUAAAACAAAUGAACCUUUGGUAAGUGUUCGAAUAGAUAAAACAAAUGAACCUUUGGGUGCUACAAUUAGAAAUGAAGGUGAUUCUGUGAUUAUUGGCCGUAUUGUUAAAGGUGGUGCAGCAGAGAAAUCUGGUCUCCUCCAUGAGGGUGAUGAAAUAUUGGAAGUCAAUGGUGUUGAAGUUAGGGGCAAGUCUGUCAAUGAUAUAUGCGACAUGCUCGCAGGCAUGACUGGCACUCUUACUUUCAUCAUCAUUCCUUGUGGAACUCAAGCACCACCACCUCGCCCACCAAUUGCUCAGACUAUGCAUGUUAAGGCACAUUUUGACUAUGACCCUGAGGAAGACUUGUACAUACCUUGCAGGGAACUAGGAAUGAGUUUCCAGAAAGGAGAUAUUUUGCAUGUGAUAUCUCAGAGUGACCCUAAUUGGUGGCAAGCAUACAGAGAUGGUGAAGAGGACCAAACACUUGCAGGCCUUAUUCCUUCUAAGACCUUCCAGCAACACCGGGAAGCAAUGAGACAAACUGUAGUCGGCGAUAACAACAACAAAGAGAAAACAAAGAAAGGAAAACUUUUAUGUGCCAAAAAGCAUCAGAAGAAAAAGAAGAAGAAAAUGUUAUAUCCUAACUAUAAUGAAGCACGGAGCAACUCUCCUCUUCCUAUCCCAGGAAGGGGUGGACCUGGUACUGACAUCUAUAAUGAAAAUGAAAAUUCUGGAACUAAUCCCACAAGAAGUAGGGUUUUAACACUGAGGCUUGCUUUGCCAGCAUGUCGAUGUGUUAAAGGCAGCACACGGAGACGAUCCAGCUCAAUGUCUGAUCUUGAUAUUGAUUUUGAUUCUGAAGAAAUUCUCACUUAUGAAGAAGUAGCACUGUACUACCCUCGCACCAACAGAAAGAGACCAAUAGUUUUAAUUGGGCCUCCAAAUAUUGGACGACAUGAGCUAAGGCAAAAGCUUAUGGAGGACAGGGAAAGAUUUGCAGCUGCUAUUCCACACACAUCUCGCGCGCGAAGAGAAACGGAGGUGGAUGGUCAAGAUUAUCAUUUCAUUUCUCGGGCACAAUUUGAAUCUGAUAUUCUUGCACGCAAAUUUGUUGAGCAUGGAGAAUAUGAAAAAGCCUAUUAUGGGACCAGUAUAGCAGCUAUAAGAGCAGUGGUUAACUCAGAAAAGAUCUGUGUCCUCAAUCUUCACCCCUUAUCUCUAAAGAUUCUCAAAAGUUCGGACCUUAAGCCUUUUGUUGUGUUUGUUGCUCCUCCAUCAUUGGAAAAAUUACGACAAAAGAAAAUAAAGAUGGGAGAACCAGUAAAGGAUGAAGAGCUGAAGGAAACUAUAGAGAAGGCUCAUGAAAUGGAAGAGCAAUAUGGCCACUACUUUGAUCUGAUCAUCAUAAAUCAGGAUGUUGAUCGUGCAUACCAUCAGCUGUUGCAAGAAAUAAAUAGUCUUGAACGUGAACCACAGUGGGUUCCAGCGGCGUGGCUUGCACAUGAUCAGUGAAAGGUACUGUAAAUGGUCCAGUGGUGCCAAAUUGAUACCCCUGCGCUUCCUUCUGGCCAAAGGCAGAUGACGCGUGUCUGCUUCUGCCCUUCAAGUGUUUUUCCUCUGGAGAUCUUGAAUGGAGGGCAACCAGAGUAUAACAAUCAAGUCUGACUUAUACAUAACUAUAGAAUAUAUAUAUGUAUAUUGUAUAUGAACACAUGGUGCAUUUAGCCUGUUCAACAUAAAAUGUGUUGGAAUACAGAUUUAAGGUUGUGUAUGAAACUGGCUAAUUGUGUUCAUUCCCUCUAAGAAAUUGGACAUAACUAUCAAGCAAUAUAUACUGUAUAAUGAAGAUCAUUUAUAAUUGUAAAAAUACUAUGAACCUUCCCUGACUUGCGUGAACUUGAAAUUUCAUGUAAAAGCAAUCUAGACCAAGGCUUCAUUUACAAAAGGUGGGAAGUUUAAGCUCAGUUGUAUGUGGAACAGCAGUUCAAAGACUUUUGAACAGAAAUGGUUUACCUCUGUGGAAAGUACUAUGGUAGUAUUAAGCAGUCCACCUUUUGUUGAGGUGGCUCAAGUGUGUGUGAUACUAGACCAACUAGAAACACGUUAUUACCCUUGUAAAGAUGAAUCCCCCCCCUUCCCCUCUUUCUCUAGGUUAAGUCUUUUGUUAAACAUUUUUCUAUUCAUUUAGUUCAGUGUACAUAAAAUUCCUUUACAUUAUGUUUCAAAACAUUUAUAUCUAUUAUAUCCAUAUCAAUUUUAUCCAGAAUUUUGAACAUUUAAAUGUCCCUCUUUUAUGACUUUCAAUAUAUUGUAGAAUAAAAGCUAAUUUUAACCCAUAUUAAGAGAUGUUUUAAUGUCAUGAAAUCUUUAUUUCCCAUUAAAUGUUUAAAUUAUAGUAUUUUAUUAAUCUCAUUGUAGUUGGAACCAUUGCUCAUUUUAAUGUAAAGAGUUCAUUGGCUUGUGCAAUAAGAUGAGAAAAAAACAAAAUUUCUAAGCAAAAUCAGACAACAUUGUAAUUAGUCUUAUCAUUCAUAUUUCUCUUUAACAUAAGAUCCUUUGUUGUUUUUAUGUACAUAUAGGUGCCAUAUUACAUCAAAGUCGUGCUUGUAAAUCAAACCAGUUGUUUGCAGUGUUAAGCAGCAAUAAUACCUUCAGAUCCAUCUAAAUAGUGUUGUCAAAUCUUCGGCCUUUUCUUAAAGGCCUUUAGGAAAUAGUGAUGCCAAUUUUGACAGGCAAAAAAUCUGAGUGUCUUAUAAUUCAGAGUGAACAAUGCUUACCACAUUCACUUCUGAAAAGCCUAUAGAUCAACAUUCUGACAAAA
This is a messenger RNA of Macrobrachium nipponense, 6728 nucleotides long. RefSeq lists its product as uncharacterized. The transcript is spliced from 22 exons. Gene Ontology annotation, cellular component: adherens junction; plasma membrane. Bases 917 to 5419 code for a protein of 1500 amino acids. Gene Ontology annotation, molecular function: protein binding. The record is from RefSeq and is a predicted model, not a curated record. Gene Ontology annotation, biological process: morphogenesis of an epithelial sheet; generation of neurons; protein localization to plasma membrane. Lineage: Eukaryota; Metazoa; Arthropoda; Malacostraca; Decapoda; Palaemonidae.